AUGGGCCCGCCGGACACCUCACCGAGGGCGGUGGAGAGCCCUCAGAGACCGUGGCGCUUGCGGUUACCGGCGCCGGCGGCGUGGAGCAGCCGGUCCUUCACUCGUAUCUCCUCCCGGAGCUGGGCCUCGGACAGGCGCAGGCGGCGGAUGCUGCCCUUCAUCUCCUUCAUCUUCACCUCCAGCAGGGCGAUGAUGUCGCGCUGCUCGUUCAGCUUCCUCAGCAACUCCUCCGACGUGGUGCCCGACGACAGCGAGUACGAGUGGUCCGGCGGGCCACCCUCCAACGGGCCAUCCUCCCGUGCCGCUGCCGAUAGCCUGCCGGGGCCGGGCCCAGCGGGAGCCCCGGCACCGAGCUCCACCUGCACCGUCAGGUCGAUGGGCUUCACAUCCUCGGCCGCGCCCCCUGCCGGGGCCUCGCCGCUACCGGCGGCACCGGGGCCCUGCGAUGCCGGCGGCGGCGGCGGCUGCGGCGGCGGCAGCAGCGGCGGCGGCCGGGCGGGGGCGGCGGGCGGCCCGCUGCGCCUUGCGUUCGUUAACGCCGCGGAGCGGGAAGAUGGUGGGGACCCGCACCAGGUAGGAUUUGCGGCCGCCCUGGAAGUGCUCGCUGCAGACGCGGUGGCCCGUGGUGGGCUGGAAGGUACUAAAGCAGCCACUGACGCCCGCCCGGGAGACGUUCUUCAGCCAGAGCCGCCGCAGCUCCUCGUCCUUGGGGAAGGUGUAGAAGUGCAGCGCCUUGUCGCGGUGCGAGUUGUUGUAGCAGCCCGGUACGCAGCAGGUGAAGCCCGGCAUGGCGGGGCCGGGGAGGGGGCGCGGACACACACCCUACGGCUGCCCCGACGGCGGGGAGAGCGGGCGCAGGGGACCCCCGCCGAACUACAGCUCCCACAAGGCCAACCGCGGCCUCUCACCGCCCGCCGCCGCCGCCCGUCGCCGCAGCCGCACCGGAACUACGCGGCCCACAAUGCACCGCGUCGGCGGCGCCGCGCCGGAACUACCCGCCCCACACUGCGCCGCGCCCCCGAGCGGGGCCCGCCGGAACUGCCCGCCCCACACUGCGCCGCGCCCCCGAGCGGGGCCCGCCGGAACUGCCCGCCCCACACUGCGCCCUGCCCCCGAGCGGGGCCCGCCGGAACUGCCCGCCCCACACUGCGCCCUGCCCCCGAGCGGGGCCCGCCGGAACUGCCCGCCCCACACUGCGCCCUGCCCCCGAGCGGGGCCCGCCGGAACUGCCCGCCCCACACUGCGCCCUGCCCCCGAGCGGGGCCCGCCGACCCCUCCCUCUCCCGCCGCGCCGACGUCUCGCGAGAGGCGCCCUGCGCGAGAGGCGCGCGGCCGUUUCGCUGCCGUUUCGCUGCCGGCGCCAUGGCCGAGAACCGGCCCUCGGUCCACCGCGGAGCUAGGCGCAGCCGGCGCCUCUCGCAGCGGACAGGAGCUGGGGCUGUAUCUGACUUGAGAAAGAAGAAUUCUGGCAGAAGGGCCUUAGUGGAGCCCAGACUGACUGUGCUCCCUAACCCUGACCGUGACACUCCACGGAUUAUGCUUAAGAGAAUCAUCCAGACCCAACCGCAAGUUUCACCUCUUGCACUUCAGAUAUCUAAGCAUGAAGGAACAGAAGCAGCAGCUCAAGCAGAAGUCCCUUUGAAGAGGGUUUCCAGCAUGGGGGGAAUGCAGCUGCCAGACCUGCUUCCUGAGGACACACCUGUCACCAUGUUCCAUAUGGCUAAGAAGAGAAAGAAAUUCAGCAUUUCUGAAUUUGAGAGAGCAGCGGACAAACGACUUCCCCACAACCAUGCUCAGCCAACGUUGGACAGCACUGCUUUGGCUCGAUCUCUUCGUGUGUCCAUGGGCUCCCUGCUCCCUGCAGAUGUGGCUGAGCAGCAGGGCCUGCGGAGGAGGCCAAAGCAGCGCAGAGCCAUCGACCUGGAAGCCUUUGAAGUGGGGGUGGAACAGAACAUGCUGAACAGAAAAGCACAGAGCCACCUUGUGGACUCACAUCUGGGGAUGCACACAGCCACGCUGACAAGCGAUGCAGAAAUCCUGCUGAGCAACACCAGGCUCUUUGCUCAGCCCCAUCUGGAUGAGCAGAGCCAGAAUAAGCAUUCCCCUCUCCAACUGUCGUUGCUGGAUGCCAAAACUUCACCAUGGAGAAGCAAGAAUGCUGGUGCAGCUCAGGAGGAAGCAGGGUUGGUGAGCCUGGCAUCCAGGGAAAGCAGGAGUGAAAGGUGCCUGGAAAGGCACUGUGAGGACCUAAGCCUGGGUGAUGAGCAUGGUGCCAGAAUGACUCCAAAAGCACCUUCGGAGCAGCGAGAGCAUCAGCGAGGUCCCUCCCAGCAGAGCCACCCAGGGGAACAGCUUUCUGCGGAGGAGCUGGUGGCUGGCUCUGUUAACAGGUGGAGCUCCAGCGUGCGCUUGGGCUCGCCCCUCAGCCUGAAGCGCAAGAGCUCUCCCAGCGUGCCCUUGAGAGAAGUUGUGUCCCAUAUAAUUGAAGACUUAGCUGUAAGUGAUGCAGAAGAAGACCUGGCUGGUGCUGUCACCCCCGUGCAGCAGGAGGGGGUGUGUAGAGAGGCUCCAGAACCUGAGAAUGCCACGGGUGAUGGAGCUGGAAAUCUGGGCAGGCCUUCUCUGGCUCCUUCCUCUGAAAAACUUAGGAUGAAGCCCUUAAAGAAAGCUGUUGAAGAGGCAGAUAAACUAGAGGACCAGGCUAUCACCGUAGAAUUGGACGAUCUGGAAGAUGAGUCUGCUGUGGAGGAAGCUGAAGACCCUGAGACUGAAGAAGUCUCCAUGCAGACGCCUUCCUUUGUCCGUGCUGCAGCCUACAAGCCAAAGCCACAGCUGUCAGCUCCACAGCCUGCCAGACCUGCUCCCAGGCUGUCAGCUCCAUGGCCUGCAAAAUCCUCUGCUUCCAGGUCUCCCCUGCAGUUGCUGCAGGCUCAGCUGGCUGCAAAGAGCUCGGGAGUGGCACGCAGGAGACCUCGUGAGGCUGGAAUCAUAAGCAGUUGGGUGAAGAAGGUGUUUAGCCACUAUGCCAAGAUGCCAGUGACCAGAGAUGCCUUCAGAAUUGUGGAGAAAUGCUCUGAGAGAUACUUCAAGCAACUAAGCAAUGACCUGGAAGCUUAUGCCAACCAUGCAGGGAGGAGGACAGUGGAGAUGGCUGACCUGGAAGUCCUCCUGAGGAGACAGGGGCUGGUGACAGACAAGGUGCCGGUGCAGGUGCUGAUAGAGCAUCACCUCCCGCUGGAGUACAGGAAGCUCCUGAUCCCUAUGGCUGUGAGUGGAAACAAAGUGAUCCCUUGCCAGUGAGUGUGCCCCUGGGGUUGGGAAGGUGGCCUGCAGCCAGAGCCUGCCUGGACAUGCUGUGACACUGCUCUGUGGUGAGUCUGCACCAGUAAGCAGUGGGGCAUCGAUGGGCACUGUUCUCUUGAGCUGCUGCUGUGGCUGUCCCAGCAGCCUGUUGGCUCUCACCGACUGCUGUGCCAAGCAGGUUGCCUGUCCUGCCCUCUCUGGCCUACCUUUGAGCAUCUGUGCAGCUCUGACAAAUAAAAUGUUCUCUGUCUUCUGCACCAUGCAAA
Pogoniulus pusillus (Red-fronted tinkerbird) is the source of this 3569-nucleotide messenger RNA. It is a transcript of the gene CENPT, whose product is annotated as centromere protein T. Gene Ontology annotation, molecular function: DNA binding; protein heterodimerization activity. NCBI's taxonomy places the organism in Eukaryota, Metazoa, Chordata, Aves, Piciformes, Lybiidae. Gene Ontology annotation, biological process: kinetochore assembly; chromosome segregation; mitotic cell cycle. The record is from RefSeq and is a predicted model, not a curated record. Gene Ontology annotation, cellular component: kinetochore.